AUGGGAGGAGGGGGGAAGCGUCACGCCUGCAAUCAAUGCACCAUGACAUUCUCAGACUCUGGCUCCCUUGAGGCCCACAAGCAGACACACAAAACAGGUAGAGUCUCAGGGUCAGGAUCUGGGCCUCCGUACUCCUGCACCAAGUGUGGUAAGUCCUUCACCCAGGCUUGCAACCUCAAGGUCCACCAGCGGGUCCACCAGGCAGAGGGACUCCACCUCUGCAGCCACUGCUCCAAGGGCUUCACCUCCUUCUCCGACCUGAAGAGGCACAAGUGCAUUCAGACAACAGACAAGCCCUACUGCUGCUCCAUCUGUGGGAACAAAUUCAGUCGGCUCUGGAACCUCAAGCUGCACCGGCGCGUUCACACACAGGAGAAACCCCACCGCUGCACUAUGUGUGACAAGAGCUUCGCUAGGGCAGACAAUUUGAAGGUGCACCAGCGCACCCACACUGGGGAGAGACCGUACUGCUGCGCUGUGUGUGGACUCAGCUUCAAACAACUAAACCACCUGAAGUGGCACCAGCGCAAACACAGGCUGGAUCUCCUGGCCUGA
This is a messenger RNA of Oncorhynchus gorbuscha (pink salmon), 555 nucleotides long. RefSeq names its product zinc finger protein 239-like. Lineage: Eukaryota; Metazoa; Chordata; Actinopteri; Salmoniformes; Salmonidae. The coding region runs from base 1 to 555 and encodes 184 amino acids. The record is from RefSeq and is a predicted model, not a curated record. Gene Ontology annotation, cellular component: nucleus. The transcript has a single exon.